ACUUCCUGGCAGGCACAUUUAACAAGGGUUUCCAAAAAGCUUUAAAUUUAUACUAAAAUACUAGCGACAGUGCAUUCCCAACAUGUCAAAAAUACAAUUGCUCAAUGUGUUUCUGCGUGAGCGAUUGAUAGCGGCUGCUGUAGAGAUAUUUGGAGUAGUUGAAAAUACGAUAGUAGAGUAUCAAGAAGAAAUCUCCCGUUCGAAGGAGGAGAGCAAACGGUUACAGAAGCUGUUAGAUUUGGUCGUUAAACCACAAAUCAAGUUACAUAGAGCAGAACCUAGGCAGCAUGUCUCAGAAGAAGAGGAGAUGAGGGGCCUCAGUCUGCGGCAAGAAAGUUCAGAGCCCGCACAAAGUACAGUGGAACAGGACUUCAGGACGAGACUGGUAGAAGAGCAAUUGCAAGGGCCUGAGUCUCAUAGUCAUAACAUAGAGUUUGUGUUCACUCCUCCUUGUGUGAAAAGUGGGUUUGACCAGGACCCUUGGCCCUCGCACCUUUUUAAAACCCAGAUUGUGGAGGACAAUGAGAUUAAUAAUCUGUCGAGUACCCUAGUGGAACAUAUGAAAACAGAACCUGAUGGAGAGGGCUACGGAGUACCAACGAGUGACCCACAGUUCCUGGUUGCAGUAAACGCACACUGUUCUGCAGCUCCGAGUGAAAACAUGACCCCUCUGCCACGGAAAACAAAGAGAGGGCGACCGUUUAGGCAUAUAGGAACACUGUCUGAAUUUAUGAAGAGACGCGCCUCAUACGAACGAUUUCGAUGCCAUGUCUGUGGAAAGGGGUUCCCAGCAAGGAAGGGUCUGGGAGACCACAUGACGACUCAUACAGGGGAGAGACCACACAGCUGUCACCUUUGUGGGAAAGGUUUCAAAGUGAAGAGUCAUCUGAACGAGCAUAUCCGAGUUCACACAGGAGAGAAACCGUUUGUCUGCCCAGUCUGCGGGAAAGCGUUCAGGCAGGACGCUCAUAUGAAAGGACAUUUGAGGAGGACUCACAAGGAGAACCCGUACCGAUGCCAUGACUGUGGCGAAAGCUUCAGUCAGAUGGGAGAGCUGCAAGUGCAUAGGACAGUGGCCUGUGGUCCGAUUGUCCUGGGCCUUUGACGUUACUGUCCUUUCCCUGAUGCCUUUGGUGACACAGACGUUUUAGUCUGGCAGUCAUGAUAAGGACAAUUGAAUUGUGUUAUUGAAGGAAAAAAGGAAGCAUAAUCUGUCCACAGAGUAAGAAAAGUUUGAGGGCGAAGCUCCUAUCUUUGCCAAAAUUCAUAAAUGGGAGGGUAUUUCUAGAAAGCAUGUAGCCUAUGUGGUUGGUUGUCUGUACAGUGUUGUGAAAAAGUAUUUGCCCCAUUUCCAAUUUUCUCUACUUAUACAUAUUUUGGAUACUGAAUGUUAUCAGAUCUUCAACCAAAAUCUGAUAUUAGAUGACAGGAACCUGAUUGAACAAUUUUAUAUAUACAAAAGUAUGUGAGUGAAUUCGGCUAUUUCAGCCACACCUGUUGCUGACAGGUUAAUAAAAAUCCCGUACUGAAGAGCCCAGUGACUUUCAACGUGGCACCGUCAUAGCUGCCCUGUAAGUGCUGUUCUUGUGAAGUGGGAACGGAGCAACAAUGGCUCAGCCGCGAAGUGGUAGGCCACACAAGCUCACAGAACGGGCCCGCCGAGUGCUGAAGUGUGUAAAAAUCGUCUGUC
This is a messenger RNA of Salvelinus namaycush (lake trout), 1690 nucleotides long. RefSeq names its product chorion transcription factor Cf2-like. The record is from RefSeq and is a predicted model, not a curated record. NCBI's taxonomy places the organism in Eukaryota, Metazoa, Chordata, Actinopteri, Salmoniformes, Salmonidae. The transcript has 2 exons. Gene Ontology annotation, cellular component: nucleus. Bases 83 to 1105 code for a protein of 340 amino acids.